Scutellospora calospora is the source of this 890-nucleotide messenger RNA. NCBI's taxonomy places the organism in Eukaryota, Fungi, Glomeromycota, Glomeromycetes, Diversisporales, Gigasporaceae. The record is from the annotation of a GenBank genome assembly.
CAACAACAAUACAUUGUUCUUUACUAAAUGACAAUUCUAUUCACAACUACCCUAUGGAUGAUAAUAUUAAAAGUAAUACCUUAAAAUAUUACAGGUUAAGCAAUAAAAUACUCAAUAAAGUUGAGUUGUAUUAUCAAUGUCAUAUUCAACCUAACCCUGGUUGCAUGGUUGAACCUGUAAUUGGAGACAUGGAUAGUGAACUUAAAGGGAUUUUUUGGCAGUUAGAUGAACAAGUACAGUUAUUAACAAAGUUUGGUGAUCUUUUUACAUGUCUCAAAAAAGGAAAUCCAAAAUAUGAGCCUGGUGUUAUUUUUUCAGAUUCUGAUCCUGCAAUAACUACAGCGAUUGCUAAGAUAUUUACAACAACUUACCACCACCUUUGUGUAUUUCAUAUUAAUAAUAAUAUAAAAAAAAGGCAUAGUCAAAACUUGCAACAAAUUCAACAAGCACUUUGGUAUAGGUGUUAUUCAUAUAAUAUUUUACAAGAACAUUAUGACAAUAAACCUGAACUUACUGAUGAAUGUAUUGAAGACAAUUAUGACUCACAACAAAUACAUAUUAACUCUAUGCUAAACAAUGUGUCAGACAAUAAAAUUCAAGAAGCUUGGCGUGUAGUUAGACUUAUAGUUUCUGCAAAUAUACACUAUAUUUUUAUAUUUAAAGAUAGUUUAUUUUUAUGUACAUGUACUUGGCCAGUUAGUCAUAGAAUUGUAUGCCAGCAUUACUUUGCUGUUCUUUUAGAAUCAAAUGUAGCUAUUUUCCAUAUCUCAUUUAUAAUGCAACGAUGGUAUAAAGAUGCAUAUUUUAAUGAACUAGAAGACACUUUCAAUAAUAUUUUACUAAUUCAACUACAUAAUAAUAAUCCUAAUAGACCUGUUACACCAAUUUAA